This is a messenger RNA of Meloidogyne enterolobii, 2157 nucleotides long. The record is from the annotation of a GenBank genome assembly. Lineage: Eukaryota; Metazoa; Nematoda; Chromadorea; Rhabditida; Meloidogynidae.
AAAACGGAAAUUAUUUGGUGUGACAAUGGAGAUGGAACGGCAAUGGUUGAAUACACACCUCAUGUUCAGGGUCGUUACAAAAUCAACAUCAUCGAACAUGACACAAAUUCCCAUAUAAAAGAUUCACCUUUUGUUCUUUGGAUUGAACCAGCAAAUUUACUACCUUUCAAAAACAUUGCUCGGCCAAUUCGAAUACCUUCAUUUGAAACCAACGAAGGACAAGUUGACAACCAAUUCAAUUUUAAAAUUCCAAAAGAAAUUGACGCCGAAACAUUCUACGUUGAAAUCUACGACCCAAAUUUACAAAAAGUCGAUUUUGAUUGUGAAAAUAAACUUGAAGGAAAUUUUUACAGUUUUAUACCGCAAAAGGAAGGAAAGCACUUGAUUAGUGUUGUCGCUGAUAAAUUAGCUGUUGAAGGAUGGCCUUUUGUUAUCUUUGUUGAUGGCCCUUUUGACCCAAAUAAAAUUUGGCUUAGUGGUCCAGCAUUGAGUCCAACCAUUCAAACACGUCAAAAAACAAAUUUUUCAAUUGAUGUUCACAAUAUUCCAAAACCAAAGUAUGUCCAAGUUGUUGUGGUUGGACCUGAAGGGGAACAAGUUCCUGUAGAGGUUGACUUGAAAACUUUGUCUGUCUACAACGCUCGCUAUGAACCAAUGAUUCCUGGAGUCCAUAAAAUUUAUUUGACUGUGAAUGACCAGCAAAUAUUCGAAAUUCCUGUGAAUGCAGUUGAAUAUGACACAGAAGAAAUAUUGAAAGAAGAGAAUGUUGGAGCUAGAGUUGCAAGUGAAAUACCUCAGCCAGUUAUUGGACUUUCUACAGCUAUUGUUUUUACUGCUCCAUGUCAACACAUCUCUGAUUUAUCUGUUCAUGUACACGGGCCAAGCGGCGACUUGAAACAUGAUGUAAAGAUGGAGCAACUUGAAAAAGAAAAAUUCCGCGUUAGCUUUGUUCCGCAUCAGAGCGGUCUGCACACAAUUGAAUUGAGAAAUCAAAACGGAGAAAUUUAUGAUUUUGAUUUCGAUGUCAUUACUUUAAAUGGAGAGGAAGACUGCGUUCCCGUGAGUGAAGAUGAAGAAUAUGAAAGUAUUUCAAUUGAACAACAACCUUCAUUAACCUUCACUCUUUCACCAUUUAAAGCUUUAAAGAAGACCACUAAAUUAUCACUAAAAGAAGAAAAUAAAAUUAUUGAAAAACUCAAAAAAAGAACAUGUUUAUUAACGGAACAAAUUUCUGAACUGCAAAAACACCAAAAUGAAAUUGAAAAUUCAAAAAAUAAAAGACAAAAAGAGGUAAAUAUUUUUUGUUCUAACCGUGAUUUUGUUUUUAAGAUGAAAAUGAAUAGGAAGGUUGUUCAUGUAAAUGGAAUUCUUCAAAGUUUGGCAGCUGCCCUGUACUCCGUUGCUUUACUCUCAAAUUCUCAGACAUCACAAGACCAGAAUGAACAGGAUCAGCAAUUCCAAGGGACUGUUAAUGAUUUAACUCCUCCAUUACCUUCAAAAAGAGCAAAAUUAAAUAAUAAUAAUCGUGAAACAACAAAUGAAAGGAAAAAAGUAAAUAAAAGGACUGCAAUAAAAAAAACUGAAGGAAAUAAGUUAGAGAGGGAAGUUGAUCCUUUGAAUGAUUUUCUUGAUAAUAUCUCUGUUAUGGAAGCGGCUGUCUCUACUCAGGCAGCAGAAGCAUUAGCUAUAAGAGAAGAAAAGGAGGAAUUGAAAAUGCCCCAAAAGGAAUUGUUGGCGAAUGUACAAACACAGAUGGAUGAAAUGAAUGGAAUGAAUGAAAUGGGAAUGAUGAGAUAUACAAAUGAAGAGAAAAUGAAUGAAAAUAAUAUUUCUGUUGAGGAUAUAAAUGCUACCUCCAAAAACCGCCCGCCGAAAAGGUUAAUUUGUUGCUGUAAUUCCAAUGAAGUGGAAGGCUUAAACGUUGAUGAACUUCCAGAAGGAUGCAAAAAACGCGCAAAAUUGCUUUUAGAAAAUGGAGAACAACAAUGUGAUAAAGACCAAAACAAAUCAUUGACGCCGCCUUCACCAAAAAUAAACAAAGAAGAUAAAGAAAAGAAGAAAAAGAGGGAAAUGAUAUUGUAUCUGGAAGAAGAUGAAGUGGUUCAAGUAAUGAAAAUGAAAGAGUUGUUGGCACUCAUGACUUCAAAAAAGGAUUGA